AUGGCGAUGGACUCGGAGGGAACCAGUGACCCAUACGUCAAACUCAGGCUGGGUGCCGAGAAGUACAAGAGCAAGGUACAGGACCGCACGCUGACGCCUCGCUGGCUGGAGCAGUUCGACAUGCACCUGUACGACAGCGGCUCGCAGAUCCUCGAGAUUGAGGUGUUCGACCACGACGCGCGCAGCAAGGAUGAUUUCAUGGGAAAGACGACGGUGGACAUCUCGAAGCUGGAGCGCGAGAAGACCCACCGUCUGUGGUGUGAGCUGGAGGACGGCGCCGGCUCUGUGUUCAUCCUGCUGACCGUGUCCGGCAUGACCAACGUGGAGACCAUCUCGGACCUGCUCACCUACCAGGAGGACCCCGAGCAAGUGGACACCAUCCGAAAACAGUUUAACCUGCGGAACACGCUGAAGCAGGUGAAGGAGGUUGGCCACCUCACGGUGAAGGUGUUCAAGGCCAUGGGUCUGGCGUCGGCCGACAUUGGCGGCAAGUCGGACCCUUUCUGCGUGUUGGAGCUGGUCAACUCGCGUCUACAGACGCAGACAGAGUACAAGACCCUGUCGCCGCAGUGGAAUAAGAUAUUCUUCUUCAACGUGAAGGACAUCCACAGCGUGCUGGAAGUAACUGUGUAUGACGAGGACAAGGACCACAAGGUCGAGUUCCUCGGGAAAGUGUCCAUCCCUCUGCUAAAGAUCCGACCAGGAGAGAGACGAUGGUACGCGCUCAAAGACAAAAAGCUGCUGGGCAGAGCUAAGGGCAACAACCCUCAAGUGAUGCUGGAAAUGGACUUAGUCUGGAACCCGGCACGGGCAGCGAUUCGCACGUUCAACCCGCGCGAAGAGAAGUACACCAGGCCAGAACUCAAGUUCAAGAGGGCAGUCUUCAUCAGAAAUGUCAACCGGCUCAAGGAGAUGGGCGCCGGCUUUGCCGAAGGAGCAAAGUUCAUCAAGAGUAUUUUCGACUGGGAGUCGAAACCACGGACGAUAGCGGCCUUCUUCGCCUUCAUGCUGGGCGCCUACUCGUUCGAGCUGUACAUGGCGCCGGUCGCACUCCUGGUCGUCUUCUUCAAGGGCUGGGUGGUGAACCUCGUCACCGCCGGCUUCCGUAGCGCCGACGACGACGACUACGUGGCCGACGACGACGACGAAGAUGACGACAAGGAUAAGGCCAAAGACAAGAAGAGUUCGGGAGAUGACGAGAAGAAGUCGUUGAAGGAGAAGCUGAUGGCGGUGCAGGAGGUGACGGCCAUGGUACAGAACAUCCUCGGCUACAUCGCCUCGCUCGGCGAGUGUGUCCAAAAGUGGGUGCCGCUCAGAACCGACCGCACUGCCCCCUGUGGCGCUCAGUGUGGUGCUCAUCGGUGGCUGUGGCUGGCCUGA
Amphibalanus amphitrite is the source of this 1380-nucleotide messenger RNA. Its product is annotated as multiple C2 and transmembrane domain-containing protein-like. Gene Ontology annotation, biological process: regulation of neurotransmitter secretion. Gene Ontology annotation, molecular function: calcium ion binding. Lineage: Eukaryota; Metazoa; Arthropoda; Thecostraca; Balanomorpha; Balanidae. Gene Ontology annotation, cellular component: synaptic vesicle membrane. The record is from RefSeq and is a predicted model, not a curated record. The transcript has 11 exons. The coding region runs from base 1 to 1380 and encodes 459 amino acids.